CACAAGUCUAAACUGACUGCACGGCCACAGAAUCAAUAAGUCACACAAUCUGUAAUAAGAUAAUUCCAGAAAAGAAGUCAACGGUCAGCUGCUAAUUUCUUGAAUGACAAAGUUGAAGUUGUGGCUUAUCUUCUUGGCCAGCCCACUUGAUCCGGCUGCGAGUCACUGGUGUGUGUCGGAAGUGGAAGGCUGCAUUGUGUACACUGGGCGCUUGGGGGUUGUUUUUGCAUCUGCUCGUUUCAAUUGUUGUCAGUGCUUCUGCAGAUGAUGGAGCAGAACACAUGCACGGAAGAUCGUAUCCAGCACGUCCUUGAACGCUGCCUGUGUGACCUUGGAUUUAACACUCCUGACAAGCAACUCUGGAACGCCGGGCUGUGCAUGAACCGCUGGUGUUUGGAGGAACUAGUGAUGAGAGAUUCCCACAACUUCCUCUUCCUCCUGCAGACAAUUCUGAAGAAAACAAAGGAGGCACUGGUGCAAUGUCAGUAUGAACUGGUGGUGCCUCUUACGCUUCUGUUUUCUUCAGCUCUUCUAAAAACUCCUUACCUGGCCCCAGGCUGUGAUGUUUUGCAGGAAGCCUACCUGCUAUUCUGCCAUUUCCUGUCCUGGCCAGAUCCUUACUGUACCGCCUGCUUACACCUGCUGAAAAUCAUUCGUAAUGAGCUCCGGGCACCAGGUAUAACGUUUCAAAGACUGGUGAAGACAGAAAAUGGUAUUUCCAGUGAGAAGCAAUGUUCUCAAACUAUGAUGGUGCUUCUAGUGAGCCCGCAUGAAGAUAUUCCUCCUGAAGUCCAGUCUGUCUCCAAGCAGCUGAGUGUGAGCCAUCAGUCCAAGAGAGACAUCACAAUCACGCUCAUCCUGCACAGCUUUCAGGCCACUCUGGGCACCAGCAUCGACCUGCAGAGGCUCUGUGACACCCUGCAGACAAAGCAGCCCGAGGAGCUGGAGCAGCUGUUGGAGACAGUAACUCGCUGCAUGGACACAGCAGCCUCCACAGAAGAUCUCAGCACUGCCAGACAGAGUCUUGUACAAAGUAUAGAGCACCUCAAAGAAAAACUUAUUCCUACAGCUGGAGAUGACUGCUUGGAAAGAGGGUUUGCGGAGACUUUCAUGCUGCCCUUUCCCAAAUGUCACACCAGCUACUGGGAAAACGACAACUUCGAUUUUCUCAAUGAUAUUCUCGCAAGAGAAUGUGACCUGGAUUUACAGGGACUCCAAACAGAUGAGGAUGAAACCCAUGUGGAGGAUGACGUUAUAGAGAGAAACAGAACAGCACAUUUGGACUUUGAAAACCUUCGCAUCUCCACAGAAUCCAUCUCCUCCAGCCAGGCUUCCCUCUCCAGCUGCUGUAUGAGAAGUGACACAGAGGACACAAAGGAAGGACAAAAGUGUCCGUCAAAGCUUAGAAAAAAGCCCAAGAAGAAGUCCAAAAGCCUCAUCGGCAUUGAGCACUUCUCCUUCUUUUUCAAGAAUCCACGCAAUCUUGGGACGCAGCUCAAACAAGCUCAGUCCCACCAAAAUCAUCUGCAUGAAUCCACUCUGUCCUAUCUUCUCACGAGGAAAGAUCCGCUCUCGCCCCAGAAACAUCUUUGCAUCCGCAGGAGACCCAUCCUGAGCAGCAGUGAAACGGAUGCAUCACAGGUUUCUACCCUGGUGCGAGUGCUGGUCUUUGGUCGGGACCGAGAGGCUGGACGACUGGCGAGGGCUUACAGCAACCUACAGCAAAAAGAGGCUAAAUGUCCCAGACUCACCAGGGUCUGCAAGUUGCAGUUUUAUUUUAUUCCCACCAAAAGGAUAUUCACAGGAAACCCAAGAGAAAAACACGCGUCCACUGAAAUAGGACAUUCAACUCAAGUUGCUGUGUCUAAUGAUAUUUCCCAAGAGGACAUCACGACUGAUGUGGCCCAGAUGUUGGGAAUGAUGGAUCCCUGGUAUGAUCGCAGCGUCCACAGUCUGCUCAGUCUGUCCUCUGAUGUCCUUUGUCAGCCCGCAUAUAAGGAAGGAAGUGUUUCAGAGAGCAGUGGCAGAGUGGAGCAUCUUCCCCUACUGGCCGACUUGGUUCUUUACUACUGCAGACAUGCAGAACAGCCGGUUCUGGUGCAGCUCUACCGGGCCGAGUUGACUCUGGCUGGUGGAGAGCAGAAAAGUGAAGUGUUUAUUCACUCCUUGGAGCUCGGACACACGGCGGCGGCAAGAGCCGUCAAGGCUAUGGGUGCUGCAGGCAAGAGGUUUGGAAUUGAUCAAGAGAGCGUGGCAGUUCCGUUAACACUUAGUGUUGCUUAUAAUGAGGUGGCCUGCAGUGGGAGGAGUAAGUGGGCGCAGGUGGAGAUGAUUUGCACAUCCAUCAAUAUUCACAAAGACUCCAGGAAAGCUGAGUAUUUAGGGUCAAGAAGUGAAAGCUUAUGGCUGUCGGUGACUGAAGUGGUGAAAAAGCAGUGCCCCAAGUCUAAAAAGAGUAACAGCCAGCUGAAGUAUUUUUCCAUGACGGAGGUGAAGGUCAACAGAGUUGAGGUGAGCAGCGGGAAGGAUUCACCAACCUUUGCUGUGUGUCUGGAUCAAGACGAGAGGAAGUUCCUGCAGAGUGUCACGAGGCUUGAAGUGUCUUUAUGCUGUAAGCCGGGCAGCUGUUCAGACUGGAAGUCUUACAAGCCGUCACCAGGCCAAGUCCAGCCUCUGCACCCGUCUUACUGCUCUCUGCUCUGCCUUCCUAUCAUCUCCUUUUCUGCCUCGUAUCCCUGACAACACGUUGACUUCACUGGAUCAACAGGGUUCUGAAACUUAAUGACUUGGAAAAACACAGAUAAAAAUAUGGCCAGUAUUGACGGUGCUGGCCCAAAGUUUGAACACACUUGCUCAUUCUAUGACAACUUUUUGACUCGCGGACCACAUUGGGUUAAAAAAUCUAUAUAUAGACGUUCAUCAAACAGAACGACAUACUUGCUCACGGUGCAAAAAAUCAAAAACACACAUAAAUCAACUACUACUACUAUGUGGGUGAUAAACAACAACUAAGAGGUCAACAUAACCCGUAACUGUUAUUUCCAAAUGCCCGCAAGGCAUGCUGGGUAGUCCAGUAGCAACAACAAUAUGAACUAUGAACAAUGAAACAUUGGACAUCAAGAGUAUGUUAACUCCUCCUUGUUUACCUCUCUGACGACCUCCUCAACAUAUUUUGUAAUCAAGCAAAAAUCCGACAAACACAGCAAAAUGUUGGGCGAAAGAGCACCACAGGCUACCCAGCAUGCCUUGCGGCAGGAAUAUAUGGGUGUUUUUUUUUUUUUGCAUGGGUAUUGUGCAUGGAUAUGUAUUUGUAUACCCACAUGGUGCAGUAGGUAGGUUACUUUGUGCGUCGUGUGUGUUGACGUGUUGUUUGGAUCGCUUUUUUUUUUUU
Molecule: messenger RNA, 3391 nt
Organism: Dunckerocampus dactyliophorus (ringed pipefish)
Lineage: Eukaryota; Metazoa; Chordata; Actinopteri; Syngnathiformes; Syngnathidae
Product: phosphoinositide 3-kinase regulatory subunit 5-like
Exons: 19
Coding region: 265-2739 (824 amino acids)
Biological process (GO): positive regulation of MAP kinase activity; G protein-coupled receptor signaling pathway
Cellular component (GO): phosphatidylinositol 3-kinase complex, class IB
Molecular function (GO): 1-phosphatidylinositol-3-kinase regulator activity
Source: RefSeq, a predicted model, not a curated record